AUGGAUGAACGUACAAUGAGUGAAGCUGAGUACCGUCAACGCCAGAAAAUGAGGCUCGAACGUGAAAAGGAGAUACUCAAAUCGUUCCGCGAGCAGCUGGAAAAUAUCAAAAUCUAUGCUAAGAGAUACGGCGACAGCAUGUCAGCGUAUAUCAAGACCCCUCAUGAUGUACACGUGCAAUACAUGGAUAGAGCAAGAGACAAAGUUAUCUUGGGCGUUCACGAGUUGAAGCUUAAACAAGGAAGGCAUCCAGAGGAAUUGACUGAGUUGGUGACUCAAGCUGUGGUUUCCUUUGAGGAGUUGAUAGGUGUAAAUCUAGGUUUCGAGGAACGAGUUGAGAAAUACAAACGUGAGAACAACACCUCAAAGGCAAGAAUGAUGGACCUCUUUCAGCGAAGACGCUCAAAUGCACCCAAAGAGUCAGACUACACACCGGAAGAGAUUGCAAAGUACGCAAGAUUGGGUCUGCAUCUAGGUCAAUAUAGGAUGGGGCGGGAUUAG
This is a messenger RNA of Botrytis fragariae, 501 nucleotides long. RefSeq lists its product as uncharacterized. Lineage: Eukaryota; Fungi; Ascomycota; Leotiomycetes; Helotiales; Sclerotiniaceae. The record is from RefSeq and is a predicted model, not a curated record. Bases 1 to 501 code for a protein of 166 amino acids. The transcript is spliced from 2 exons.